This is a messenger RNA of Nerophis ophidion (straightnose pipefish), 4769 nucleotides long. RefSeq names its product transglutaminase 1 like 1 (gene tgm1l1). Gene Ontology annotation, molecular function: protein-glutamine gamma-glutamyltransferase activity. The transcript has 14 exons. Bases 141 to 2489 code for a protein of 782 amino acids. NCBI's taxonomy places the organism in Eukaryota, Metazoa, Chordata, Actinopteri, Syngnathiformes, Syngnathidae. Gene Ontology annotation, biological process: peptide cross-linking. The record is from RefSeq and is a predicted model, not a curated record.
GUGUGUGCCUUUAAAGCCUCGUGCACAACAUUCCUGCCCUCACAUAGUCAGCGGAGUCCAGUCAAGAAGUUUUCAAAAAGUCCUUUCUCAAGACCUACUGGGAUAAAGAAGAACUCCCAAGACCCCCGAGGCAGAAAAAGAUGCCGGGUGAGAGGGCGACGGUCCGGGGCACGGCAGACGUGGGUCGGUUCCCGGGGGCCUCCCCGCCGACCAGGGUGGAGCUGUCCAUUCAGAAGGUGGGGGAGAAGAAGGCGGAGGAGAGCGCUUGCUGCCGCUGGCUGAGGAAGAUGUGCCCGUGCUGCUUCUGCCAGAAGUACGCCACCAUCUACGACGUCACGCACACCGUGGAACUGAUCAAACCCCCGGCCCUCGCCCCGGAGCCCGACGGAACCAAGCCGGCGAACGGGGAAUCCAAAGAAACGGAAGUCAUGAAGUUGGGUGUGCGCUCGGUGCAUUUGCUGAGCUCCAAAACGGGUCGGAACCGGCUGGAGCACCACACUGACCUCUACCACGGGGACCAGCUGAUCGUCCGCAGGGGACAAAACUUCUGCGUGGAGCUGGAGUUCAACAGGCCGUUCAGUCCGGACACCGACAAGCUGCACCUGGACUUAAGGACAGGUCCACUGCCCAUGGUGUCCAAAGGCACCCACGUCAUCGUCCCCCUGGUGGACCACCUGGAGGAUAAACGAUGGGGUGCCCAGAUUGCAGAGCAAGACGGCAACAAGGUCAAGCUGUCCGUCCACUCUCCGGCCGAUGCUGUGAUUGGUCUUCAUGGGCUGACAGUCACCACCGGCUCCCAGAAGGAGGAAACCCCCAAUAUUUACACCUCCAGCGAGAACAUCGUCAUGCUCUUCAACCCCUGGUGCACAGACGACGCCGUGUUCCUGGAUGACGAGGAGGAGAGGAAGGAGUACGUGCUGAACGACAUCGGGCAGAUUUAUUAUGGAACCGAGAAGCAAAUCGGUUCUCGCACGUGGAACUUUGGCCAGUUUCAAGAAGGGAUUCUGGAAGCGUGUCUGUUCAUUCUGGAGAAAAGUGACAUCCCUCCAUCCGGCCGGGGGGACCCCAUUAACGUGGUCAGGGUGCUAUCAGCCAUGAUAAACGCUCAGGACGACUUCGGAGUCCUGAUCGGAAACUGGUCGGGGAACUAUUCCCAAGGAGUGUCUCCUGCUGCCUGGAGCAGUAGCGUGGAGAUCCUGAGGAAAUACCACUCCUCCCACGGAACGCCGGUGCCGUACGGCCAGUGCUGGGUGUUCUCGGGGGUCACCACAUCAGUGCUCCGCUGUCUUGGCAUACCGACUCGCAGCGUGACCAACUUCCAGUCCGCCCACGACACCGACGUGUCCCUCACAAACGACGUGUAUUUCGAUGAAGACUUGGAGCCAAUCGACUACCUCAACAGCGAUUCUAUCUGGAAUUUCCAUGUCUGGAAUGACUGCUGGAUGGCCAGGCCCGACUUGCCCGACGGUCACGGGGGCUGGCAAGCUAUUGACUCCACUCCCCAGGAGACGAGCCAGGGUACCUUUCGCUGCGGGCCCGCCUCCGUCACGGCCAUUCGCUCCGGCCAGGUCUACCUCAAACACGACACGCCCUUCGUCUUUGCCGAGGUCAACAGUGAUAAGAUCUUCUGGCAGAGGAAUUCCGAUGGUACGUUCACGCAGUUCCACAGUGAAAAGAAGGCUGUCGGUCACUGUAUCAGCACUAAAGCAGUCGGUUCCGAUGACCGGGCGGACAUCACUCAUCUGUACAAGCAUCCGGAAGGUUCUGAGGAAGAGCGCAUUGCCGUAGAGACUGCCAGCCGUUACGGCAGUAAGCCGGACGUCUACACUCCUGCCGUGGCCGAGGACGUCAGUCUGGAGGUGAGGAUGGAAGGCGAGGGGCCGAGGAUGGGGGCCGACGCCCACCUGAGCCUCCUGGUGAAGAACCUGAGCUCAGAGCCCCGUCGGACCACUCUGCACAGCCAGGUGGCCGUCAUGUACUACACGGGCGUUGUGAAGGGCACCAUCAAGAAGGAGCAGCUGCCCGUGGAGCUUCUGCCCAAUGAAGAGAAGACCAUCGAGUGGGUUCUGCCUUACCAACAAUACCAAAACCAGCUGGUGGACCAGGCGGCGCUGAUGCUGACUUUGUCCGGAAGAGUCACCGAGACCAAACAGGUUUUGGCCAACCAAACCACCUUCAGGCUCCGCACCCCCGACCUCAACAUCACGCCUUUGGGGAAAGCUGUAGUGGGACAGGAAAUGGGGGCCAAGAUCACGUUUACCAACCCUCUGCCGAGGACGCUGAAGGAUGUGGUCUUCAGGGUGGAAGGUCUGGGUCUGCAGAAGGGCCAUGAAGUGGUCGUGGGGGACGUGGGUGGUCUGUCCACCGUCACGCUGACGGAACACUUCAUCCCCACCCAGCCCGGGGCCAGGAAGCUGGUGGCGUCUCUGGACUGCAAACAGCUGACACAGGUGCACGGAGUGGUGGACAUCGUUGUUCUGGAAGAGUGACCUGGCCCGGACUCUUAUUUACUCUUCACAAACACAAUGUAGUCACCAUCAAGAGUGGACAUACCCUUCUAAAGAACCUCAUGUCAUGGCUGUCUUGAGCUUCCAGUAGUUUCUACAACUCUUGUUUGUGAUAGUGACUGGAUUUUAUUAUGGGUCCGCUGUGAAUGUGAGCAAAUCUGUUAAUAAUUGCUUACAUGUUUCACUGCAAUAAGGCACUUUUGGUAGCCACCCACAAGCUUCCGGUUGAAUUUUUGACCACUCCUCAGUUCAGCUAAAUUUGUUGGGUUUUUCUGACAUGGACUUGUUUCUUCAGCAUUGUCCACAUGUUUAAGUCCGGACUUUGGUGAAGGCCAUUCUAAAACUUUCAUUCUAGUCUGAUUUAGCCAUUCCUUUACCGCUUGUGACCUGUGUUCGGGGUCAUUGUCCUGUUGGAACCCAAGACCCAACCUCCGGGCUGAUGAUUUUAGCUUGUCCUGAAGAAUUUGGAGGUAAUCCUCCUGUGACCGUCUCUUGCUGUCGUUGUGCGGGUUCAAUUGACCACCCAGGAAAAACAUGCUUUUGAGCAGGUUUGACUUCUUUAUUUUGCAAUAGAUCUAUCAGAUCGCUUUUCUGCUCCUUCCUCCACUGCUCGCUCACGGUCCGCUCUUUCAGCCACCGUCGUCGUCGUCCUCGUCUAUGGCUCUCUGUUCCUCUCGCUUCUCAUGCGCCACUGCGGGUUCUUCUCCUCCUUCUGCCCCAAUUUCUCCUCCUUCUCCCCUUUUAUACAGUAUGAGGAGAUGGGUUAAUCGUGUCCCGGUGUGUGAGCCACGCACCUGAAUUAGAUUGUGGCAGCAUUCUCCGCCUCCUUUCCGCCAUCUUGGGAAGGGCUGCAGCGUGCCCUGCCCUGCCCCGCCUUCGGCCCGUCAGCUCCGCCUCUUCACACCUCCUUUUUCCAUUGUCCCAUUUCCUCUCUGUAAAGCACCAGUUCCAUUGGCAGCAAAACAGGCCCAGAGCAUAAUACUACCACCACCAUGCUCGACGGUAGGAAUGCUGUUCCUUGGAUUAAAGGCCUCACCUUUUCUCCUCCAAAAAUAUUGCUGGGUAUUGUGGCCAAACAGCUCAAUUUUUGUUUCAUCCGACCACAGAACUUUCCUCCGGAAGGUCUUAUUUUUGUCCAAACUUUAGUCCAGCCUUAAGGUGUCACUUUAGAGCAAGGGUUUUGACAAAAGAUAAGACCUUCUGGAGGAGAGUUCUGUGGUCUGAUUUAACAAAAAUUGUGCUGUUUGGCCACAAUAGCCAGCAAUAUGUUUGGAGGAGAAAAGGUGAGGACUUUAAUCCCAGGAACACCACACCUACCAUCAAGCAUGGUGGUGGUAGUAUUAUGCUGUUUUGCCUGUGAAUGGAACUGGAGCUUUAAAUGGGACAAUAAAAAAGGAGGAUUACUUCCAAAUUCUUCAGGACAAGCUAAAAUCACCAACCCGGAGCUUGGGUGUUGGGCGCGGUCGGGUGUUCCAACAGGACAAUGACCCCCAAACACACGUCAAAAGUGGUAAAGGAAUGGCUAAAUCAGGCUAGAAUGAAGGUUUUAGAAAGGCCUUUCCAAAAUUCCUGACUUAAACAGGUGGACAAUGCUGAAGAAACAAGUCCGUGUCAGGAAAACCAACACAUUUAGCUGAACCGCACCACUUUUGUCAAGAGGAGUGGUCAAAAAAUUCAGCCGGAAGCUUGUGGAUGGCUACCAAAAGCGCCUUAUUGCAGUGAAUUUUCAGUAGAGCCAUUAUAAAUUCAUAAAAGAAGCAAACUUCAUGAAUGUUUUUGUGGGAGACCAACAAGUAUGUGGUCCAAUCUAUCACAAAAAAUAAUAGUUGUAAAAAUGACUGGAAACUCCAGACAGCCAUGACAGGAUGUUCAUUGAUCGUGACUGUAAAUGUACAGUAUUAGUCUUAUUUUUUGCGCUGCUCGGGAGAAAGAACGUGGCGUCGUCAGUAUCGUGUUUCUAACCCUUGAAAUAACAAAAGUGUAUUUUUAUAAUGAAGUCUUUUGUGGCACUUAACUAAGCAUCCUUAUUAUGUGAUAAUUUGUAUCACUGUAUCACACAAAGGGAACCUUUGUACACUUUUUAUCACAUCCAAAUGGAGACAGAAAGCUCUUUGUUAGCAUUGAAGUAACGAUAUGUAUCGGAAUGGAAAACACUGACCUUUUACCCAAGCUCACCUUUGAAAUGUGAAGGAUUGAUUAACUAUUUAUUUGUGUGUUUAGUAUCACGUGUGGACAAAUUAAAGUGGAACUGAACCACUGAAA